Molecule: messenger RNA, 4685 nt
Organism: Syzygium oleosum
Lineage: Eukaryota; Viridiplantae; Streptophyta; Magnoliopsida; Myrtales; Myrtaceae
Exons: 21
Coding region: 253-4251 (1332 amino acids)
Molecular function (GO): protein binding
Source: RefSeq, a predicted model, not a curated record
UGCAGCGAGGAAGACGACUUCGAGGAUUCGCAGUGAUCGUCGCAGCGCAGAAGAGGUCGCUUCGCAAAUCGCAGAGCAUACACAUUCCCCAUUCAACGAAGAAGAAGAAGAAGAAGAAGCCAUCGCCAUCGACGCCAGAUCCGGCGACCUCUCGAUUUCGCUUCUAGAUCGCUCGUUUCCUUGCUCCAGAUUCGUCUCCAGUUCCCAUUGCUGGAUCGAAACCCCCGUUUCGGCUCCGUCUCCGAUCCCGAAAUGCUGCGGCUGAGGGCGUUUCGGCCGAGCGGCGACAAGAUAGUGAAGAUUCAGCUGCACCCCACGCAUCCCUGGCUGGUCACCGCGGACGCGUCGGACUUCGUCUCCGUUUGGAAUUGGGAGCACCGUCAGGUGAUUUACGAGCUGAAGGCCGGCGGGGUCGACGAGAGGCGCCUGGUUGGUGCGAAGUUGGAGAAGCUCGCCGAAGGAGAAUCGGAUUCUAAGGGUAAACCAACUGAGGCCAUUCGGGGAGGAAGUGUUAAGCAGGUGAACUUUUACGAUGAUGAUGUACGCUAUUGGCAGCUGUGGCGUAAUCGAUCUGCUGCUGCAGAGGCUCCGUCAGCUGUUAGCAAUGUCACUGCGGCAUUUACUUCUCCAGCGCCAUCAACGAAAGGGCGCCAUUUUCUUGUCAUUUGUUGUGAAAACAAAGCUAUUUUUCUGGACUUGGUGACAAUGCGAGGCAGAGAUGUACCCAAGCAAGAACUUGACAACAGAUCACUACUCUGUAUGGAGUUCCUGGCCAGAUCUGCAGCUGGAGAUGGUCCACUUGUUGCUUUUGGUGGAUCUGAUGGUGUCAUUAGAGUACUUUCAAUGAUAACAUGGAAGCUUGUAAGGAGAUACACAGGUGGGCAUAAAGGAUCGAUUUCUUGUCUAAUGACCUUCAUGGCUUCUUCUGGUGAGGCACUUCUGGUGUCCGGUGCCAGUGAUGGUUUGCUUGUUCUCUGGAGUGCAGACCAUGGUCAAGAUUCUCGAGAACUAGUACCCAAGCUGAGCUUGAAAGCACAUGAUGGUGGGGUUGUGGCUGUUGAACUUUCUAGAGUGAGUGGAGCACCUCCGCAGCUUAUAACAAUUGGUGCAGACAAAACACUAGCUAUAUGGGACACAAUGUCUUUCAAGGAGUUGCGAAGAAUUAAACCCGUGUCUAAACUUGCUUGCCACAGUGUUGCAUCUUGGUGCCAUCCUCGGGCUCCAAACCUUGAUAUAUUGACUUGUGUAAAAGAUUCCCACAUAUGGGCCAUUGAGCACCCCACAUAUUCAGCUCUAACAAGGCCCUUGUGUGAGCUUUCCUCACUUGUUCCACCACAAAUACUUGCGCCGAACAAGAAACUUAGAGUAUAUUGCAUGGUUGCACAUCCAUUACAACCUCACCUUGUUGCUACCGGAACCAAUGUUGGUGUGAUUAUGUGUGAGUUUGAUGCCAGGGCCCUUCCACCUAUAGCUCCACUUCCAACUCCUUCGGAAAGCAGGGAGCAUUCAGCAGUCUACGUAGUUGAGAGGGAGCUGAAGCUACUAAACUUCCAGUUAUCACCCACUGGAAAUCCAUCGCUUGGGAACAAUGCCUCGUUAUCUGAAGCGGGAAGGUUGAAGGGAGAGUCAUCAGAGUUGUUACAUGUCAAGCAGAUUAAGAAGCACAUUAGUACUGCAGUUCCAAAUGAUUCGUAUUCAAUUCUUUCUGUCAGCAGUUCUGGGAAGUAUCUUUCUAUUGUGUGGCCAGAUAUUCCUUAUUUUUCUAUUUAUAAAGUUGGUGACUGGUCUAUCGUCGACUCCGGUACAGCAAGACUUCUGGCAUGGGAUACUUGUCGUGAUAGAUUUGCAAUAUUAGAAUCUGCACCUGCCCCAAGAAUUCCCGUAGUUUCCAAAGGUGGUUCCUCAAGGAAAGCAAAAGAGGCAGCUGCAGCAGCAGCACAAGCUGCAGCAGCCGCUGCAUCUGCUGCUUCUGCGGCCGGUGUUCAAGUUCGUAUCCUGCUGGAUGAUGGAACAUCAAAUAUAUUAAUGAAAUCCAUAGGCAGUCGCAGUGAACCGGCUAUUGGCUUGCAUGGUGGAGCACUUCUUGGUGUAGCUUAUCGGAUGUCGCGAAGGAUCAGCCCUGUUGCUGCAACUGCUAUAUCAACAAUUCAGUCUAUGCCCUUAUCAGGAUAUGGCAAUAGUGGCCUUUCUUCCUUCACUGCUUUGGAUGAUAAUUUAUCUCAUAAAUCUUCUGCUGAGGCAGCACUGCCAAAUUUUCAGCUCUAUAGCUGGGAGAGUUUUGAACCUGUUGGUGGUCUUCUUCCUCAGCCAGAAUGGACUGCAUGGGACCAAACUGUUGAGUACUGCGCGUUUGCAUAUCAUCAUUAUAUAGUAAUAUCUUCUUUGCGACCGCAGUAUAGAUAUUUAGGAGAUGUUGCAAUUCCCUAUGCUACUGGUGCUGUUUGGCAUCGAAGACAGCUGUUUGUGGUUACACCUACUACCAUCGAAUGUGUCUUUGUCGAUGCUGGAGUGGCACCAAUAGAUAUAGAAACAAGAAAGAUGAAAGAAGAAAUGAAACUGAGAGAGGUGCAAGCACGGGCAGUUGCAGAGCAUGGAGAGUUAGCUCUAAUUACAGUCGAAGGUCCGCAAGCGUCCUCACAAGAGAGAAUCAAACUAAGGCCGCCAAUGCUGCAGGUUGUUCGUCUAGCAUCUUUCCAGCAUGCUCCUUCUGUUCCUCCAUUUGUGAGUUUGCCGAAGCAAUCCAAAGUUGAUGGUGAUGACAUAGCAGUGCUGAAGGAGUUUGAAGAAAGAAAAGUUAAUGAGGUUGCUGUUGGGGGUGGUGGUGUCUCAGUAGCAGUUACUCGUUUUCCAGUGGAGCAAAAACGACCUAUUGGACCUUUAUUAGUGGUUGGUGUUAGGGAUGGUGUUCUUUGGCUAAUUGAUAGGUAUAUGUGUGCACAUGCCUUAUCUUUGAGUCACCCAGGUAUUCGUUGCCGGUGUCUUGCUGCUUAUGGGGAUGCAGUUAGUGCAGUGAAAUGGGCAAGUAGGCUUGCUAGAGAACAUCAUGAUGAUUUGGCCCAGUUUAUGCUUGGAAUGGGCUAUGCUACAGAAGCUCUUCAUUUGCCUGGAAUAUCUAAGAGGUUGGAGUUUGAUUUGGCUAUGCAAAGCAGUGAUUUGAAAAGAGCUCUCCAGUGCCUUCUUACAAUGAGCAACAGUAGGGAGCUGGGCCAAGAUAGUGUAGGGUUUGAUUUGAAAGAUAUCCUCACCGUAACAACUAAAAAAGAAAAUCUUGUAGAGGCUGUGCAAGGAGUUGUUAAAUUUGCUAAGGAAUUUUUGGAUCUUAUCGAUGCUGCGGAUGCUACUGGGCAAGCUGACAUUGCUCGGGAAGCUCUUAAAAGGUUAGCCGCUGCCGGUUCAGUAAAAGGAGCUUUACAGGGUCAUGAACUGAGGGGACUGGCUUUGCGACUUGCUAAUCAUGGAGAACUGACGCGGCUUAAUGGUCUGGUUAACAAUUUGAUCUCGGUUGGCUCGGGACGUGAAGCAGCUUUUUCAGCAGCUGUUUUGGGCGACAAUGCUCUCAUGGAGAGGGCGUGGCAGGAAACUGGGAUGCUUGCUGAGGCUGUACUUCAUGCUCAUGCUCAUGGAAGACCCACUCUAAAGAACUUGGUCGAGGCGUGGAACAAAAUGUUACAGAAGGAAGUUGAGCAUGCGCCUUCCACUAAAACAGAUGCUGCAGCUGCGUUUCUUGCUUCUUUGGAGGAACCGAAGCUUACCAGUUUGGCAGAAGCUGGCAAGAAACCGCCAAUUGAAAUCUUACCCCCAGGAAUGCCUUCUCUUUCGGCUACAAUGGCAAUGAAGAAGAAACCCCCUCCUGCUGCGCAAAUUCCACAGCCGGAUCCUGCCAAGCCAAUGCUAUUAGAAGCACCUCCUACAGCGACACCCCCAAGACCAGAGAGCGCUCCACCGCAAGUAGAAGCAAGCGAACCUGCCACGGAUACUGGAGCUCCUCCUCUAUCUUCAUCAGCCAGCGACCCGGGCCCACUUGCUCAAGGAGAAGGUGAGCAUGCUCCAACAACUUCUGAUGCUGAUGCAGCAGAACAAAAGGUGGCCGAGCCAUCGGAUCCUGUGUCAGAUACUCAGAAGGUGGAGGAACAAGAACCGCCGGCAGUGUUGGAGGAAAAGAAGGAAGUGGCCCCCAAGACACCAGAUACUCAGGAACCAGUUGCGUCUGGGGUUUCGACGUCUACACCGUUACCGGACUUUUUUAUAUAAGCAGCAAUCUGCAAUAGAUUCCUAAAGCUAGCAGUAUAGUUCUUUUUCCUGGAGAGCUCGAAUUACCAUUGGUCGUGAUGAAACAGCCGCUGCUGUGUCCAUUGCCACUGGAUCAGGAAGCUGAAGUAACUUUUGAUGAGUCGUUAGCAUGUCGAGAGGCUCAGAUUGCUGGAUGCGUGCGGAUUUAGAUGGUUUACUAAGUUGAUCUUCGCUUAGAUUGUGCAGGUUUUUGGUUCUGUCGGAGGGAACACGGUUAUUCACCCUAUACGAGAGCAGAGUUCAAUACACCGCAUGUAGCUGCCGGCUCUUGUAUAUCUGUCAGAGGACCGACCAUUUUGUAUGAUAUGUAUAUUGCUUUUUUUGUAUGAUAUGUAUUCACUGGACGGUCCUCCCGUGAUUUCGCAUUCAUUUUUUUAUCAGAUCGCUGUUCUUGU